UCAAAUGAAAUUUAAGCCAUGAGUUGAGUUGAUGAAGCACAGAGUAAGCUUCAAGGUCGGAGCUUUCAUGGCGGUGCAGAGAAGUUUCUUCAAUUGCUGCCGUAUCUAGAAUUUUCUGCAAUAUCAAGGAACUUCCCACAAAUAAACAAAAGGCAUUGAUGAUAUAGUUUCAUCCUUAACUUUGCUAACAACGAAUGAACUUUCUCUACCCUAAAUGUCAUUUGUUUUUGUCUUAUUUUCGUAUUCAGUUUCAUGUCAACAUCCAUAUUCCUCAUAUAAUAUAUGCUGAAUCAGACAAAUUUGCUGUCUUGUUUCUCGCAUAUUUAAGAAUGAAACGUUAACUUGCUAGUGUAUCAUCAAUAACAUUAAUUCCACGAAACGCAGUUGACAGGUAUAUAGACUUGUGUAAUGUCUUAUCUUAUGUAUUUGCUUGAUGUUUUAAUUGAAAGAAACAUAUUAUCCACCUAAGUAAAAGACAUAAGAUUCCAACAAGAUUCAGAUUUUCCUGAUACCUUCCUUUGCACAAAACUGCCCAUUGCAUAGCUCAUUUUCCUACCAACUUCCUAGUACUUUCCCCAUAUUUUUUUAAGGUUAUUGUUGCAUCAAAUUCAAUAUAGAACUCAUAGUUCCCAGUAUAUAUAACACUCACCAUUAACCGAGCUAUUAAGAACCAUCCCCAGCUUUAAUCUUUAGUCCUCCUAGAACUUGUAGCUUCUUGAAAUUUUCUCGACAUGAUUAUCAGUUGCAGGCUUUCCUUCAUUAUCAUCCAUUUUCUAGUUUCUUAUGCCCAUGCAGUUUCCUUCAGUAUAACUCAUUUUGACCCUGGUGCAAACAACAUAAUCUAUGAAGGAGAUGCCAUAGCAUCAGAUGGAGCUAUUGAACUCAUCAACCUGGUGGAUUAUACUUGUCGUGUUGGCCGUGCGACAUAUGCAGAGCGUGUGCCUUUAUGGGACUCUUCUACUGGAACACUUGCAGAUUUCAAUACCCGCUUUUCUUUCACCAUUGAUACUCUCAAUUCAACUAACUAUGGCCAUGGGAUUGCAUUUUUCCUUGGUCCUGUGGGGUACUCAAUUCCACCCAAUUCUGCUAGUGGAUUCCUGGGGAUAGUGAACUCCACUGCUAGUUCUGCAAUGUCAAAAACUCAAUUAGUGGUUGUUGAGUUUGAUACUUUUGUGAACAAGGAAUGGGAUCCACCAAUGCAGCAUGUUGGGAUCAACAAUAACUCCAUCUUCUCUGAUGUGUCUGCAAGUUGGAAUCCUGGCUCAAAUUCAGGAAAGGUUGCCAAUGUUUUGAUAACUUAUAAUGCUACUACCAAGGACCUGAGUGUGUUCUGGACGUAUGAUGAAAACCCAACUUUCACUGGCAACUCUUCUCUUUCUUAUCAAAUUGAUCUGAUGCAAGUACUGCCUCCAUGGGUCACAAUUGGAUUCUCAGCAGCUACAGGCCAGUAUCUUGAGAGAAACACCGUACACUCGUGGGAGUUUACUUCAAAUUUUGUACCAAAUGAGGGAGAUGGCAAGAAACCACACUUGAAGACACAAUGGAUAGUGCUUAUAGCUGCAGCCUGUCUAAUAGUUCUGGUUGUGCUUGGCUUCGGCAUUUACUGGUUAAUCAAAAAGAUAAAAGGAAUUUUUUAUGGCAAGAGAUCCAGUGGUGGUCGCUCUAGAAAAACUGAUCUGGAGAGUGCAGUUUUGCCAAAAAGUUUCUCUUAUCAAGAACUUUUGACAGCUACAAAAGGUUUUGCAAAACAAAGACAGCUAGGUGAAGGAGGUUCUGGGUUUGUUUACAAAGGAGCCUUGACUGACCCAUGCUGCCUAGUUGCUGUGAAGAAAGUUUCUCCUCAAUCAGAAAGGCUCUUCGAUAACGAAGUGCGAAUCAUAAGCAGUUUAAAACACCGAACUCUGGUGCAGUUCUUGGGGUGGUGUCAUGAGCGAGAUGAAUUUUUACUCGUUUACGAGUACAUGGCCAAAGGUAGCCUUCACGAUCGUCUUUUUGGUAGUAAGAAAACCCUCCCUUGGAAUCGGAGAUACAAUACUGCUUUGACUGUGGCCACUGCUCUUAAAUAUCUUCAUGAUGAUGCAGAGCACCAAGUACUUCAUAGGGAUAUCAAACCAGAAAAUAUAUUGUUACGUGGAGAUUUCACAGCGAAAGUUGGUGAUUUUGGGAUUUCCAAGUUUGUUAACACUCAGUUGAGGACUCAGAGAACAAAUCCAGUAGGGACUCCUGGGUAUGUAGCCCCUGAAUACCGAAGAGAUGGGAGGGCAACUACGCACUCGGACAUGUAUAGCUUUGGUGUUGUGGCUUUAGAAAUUGCUUGUGGAAGGAGGAAUUACAGAAAUAAUGAUCCUCUAAAGGUGGUCAAGGAAGUAUGGACACAAUAUAAAGCAGGAAAUAUUCUUGAAGCAGCUGACAGAAGAUUAAAGGAAUUUAACCUGAAAGAAAUGGAAUGCUUGAUGAUUGUGGGUUUAUUAUGUACACAUCCAACUGACAGAGAAAGGCCUUCUGCUGGUGAAGUGAUUAAGUUUCUCAACUUUGAAGCUCCAUUGCCAGAGCUUCCUCCAAUGCUGCAUGAUCCUGAAUUCCCUCAUAAUUCAGAUAUAAAUGAAAGAAAUACUCGAUGAACAUGAACAAGAAAGGCAAGUUCUGGAAAUGCAAGCUCCUUUUUU
This is a messenger RNA of Manihot esculenta (cassava), 2666 nucleotides long. Its product is annotated as L-type lectin-domain containing receptor kinase IX.1. Gene Ontology annotation, molecular function: ATP binding; carbohydrate binding; protein kinase activity. The record is from RefSeq and is a predicted model, not a curated record. Gene Ontology annotation, biological process: protein phosphorylation. The transcript has a single exon. NCBI's taxonomy places the organism in Eukaryota, Viridiplantae, Streptophyta, Magnoliopsida, Malpighiales, Euphorbiaceae. Gene Ontology annotation, cellular component: plasma membrane. Bases 732 to 2621 code for a protein of 629 amino acids.